Molecule: messenger RNA, 4250 nt
Organism: Frankliniella occidentalis (western flower thrips)
Lineage: Eukaryota; Metazoa; Arthropoda; Insecta; Thysanoptera; Thripidae
Product: structural maintenance of chromosomes protein 1A-like
Exons: 24
Coding region: 400-4044 (1214 amino acids)
Biological process (GO): sister chromatid cohesion
Cellular component (GO): chromosome; cohesin complex; nucleus
Molecular function (GO): ATP binding; protein binding; ATP hydrolysis activity
Source: RefSeq, a predicted model, not a curated record
CUUCGCUUCUUCAGUUGCGCAUUCACCCUUGGCUCCAUCAAACUGGCAUCACCCAUCACCACUCCCCUUGGAUGGAAAUGACAGUUAAAGUAAAGAAGUCGAUCAUUGCUCAGAACGGAAGAGUUUACAUUACAAGUGAUUUUGCUACUUUCGGCAUCACUCAACCGUAACGAUGUUCAAACUGGCAUGUGAAGCGUUAAAACUAGUUAAGCGGUCGAAUCAUCAGAGAAAAUUAAAACGGCACGAAUACCCAUUUGCGGAUGUUGGCCAUCCUGUCACUGUUGCACUGCCGCCGAUUUGAAUGUCGGAUGUUUGACUGCGCGCAACGGACCACACAAUUCGUUAGUGCUACAGCUCUAUUUGACUGCGGUGUGCACGUUUCACCGUCCAAAAGAGACCAUGAGGGCCAUACUGCACCAGGUUGAGCUGAAAGAUUUUAAGACUUAUGGGGGGAAAGUAUUAGUUGGCCCUCUGAAAUCUUUUAUGUCGGUUAUAGGACCCAAUGGCACAGGCAAAUCUAAUUUUCUCGAAGCCAUAUUAUUCGCUCUCGGAGCCAAAAUCGACGAAUUGCGAGUCAAUAGACCGGGUGAGCUAAUUCACAAAGCAGCUACUGGAAAACCGGCCUCAAAGAAUGCAUAUGUCACAGUUGUAUUUAAACAUGAUGAUGGGACCUUUUCCAAAUUCAGACGUUUGGCCUCAAGGUCAGCUCAGGAGUACUUGUUUAAUGGAGAGGCUGUUUCUUUGGGAAGAUACUUGAGUGAACUUAAAAACUUAGGAAUCAAUGUAAAAGGCAAAAAUUUUUUUGUAUAUCAAGGAAGAGUUGAAGAAAUUGCUGUAAUGAAUGCAAAGGAAAGAACAGCCUUGUUUGAGGAAAUUAGUGGUUCUAAUGAAUACAAGAAAGAAUAUGAGCAACUUAAAGUUGAAAUGAGUAAUAUAGGCAGUGAGACACAAUCAAAUUUUGUUAAGCAACGUACCUUCAAAAAUGAAUAUAAAGAUGCUAAACUCAUGAGGAAGGAGGCUCAAAACUUCGAACAGCUUUCAAAAGAUCUGGUUGACAAGACCACUUUACUCAGACUUUUUAAAUUGUUUCAUAUUGAUGAAGCUUAUAAGAUACAUCAAGAGAAGAAGUCUGAGAAAGAUAAACUAUUAGAAGAGGAAAAAUCCACCAAGAAAGCGGAUGAAGCCAAAUUGAAACGAGCAAAGAAAUCCCUUGGAGUUGCAGAAAGGGCAUUAGCUUCGAUGGAGGAUCAAGUUCAAGAAAAGGAAAAAGAAAUAAAUAAGAAGCUCCCAAAGCUCCUAAAAGAUAAAGAGCAAUUGUCACACAUUGGUAAAAAAAUCUCAACAGCCCAACUGUCAUUGCAACAGGCUCAGAAAGCUCAUGAAAAGCAUGCAGACAUCAUGAAAAGUCUAGGGAGAGAGCUGUCUAAAGUUGAGGCAGAACAACAGAGUUAUGAAAAUCAAAUUGCUGAAGAGAGCAUUAGCCAAGGCAGAGAUGUAGAACUCGAACAAUCUCAGGCUGAUGAGUACAAUGAGCUGAAAAGGCAAGCUAUCAGGUCAUCAGUUUCUAUCCAACAACAAUUGGAAACCCUAACAAGAGAACUUAGAGCAGCCCAAGAUCAGAUUGACUGUAAGAAGAGGAAAUACACUGAACUUGAAAUUAAAAUCAAACAGAGGGAACAUGAGAAAGAAGAGGAAAUAAAACGUUUAGAGAAGAUUUCUGCUCAUAUUCUUUCCAAUGAGAAGGAACUUGAAGAACUGAAGGAACGUUCUAUCUCUGCUACUGAUAUUACUGUACUUAAACGUCAAAUGGAUGAGAUGCAACAUGAAUUGAAUGAAGUACUCUCUGAACUGAGAGAUGCUCAAUCAGACAGAAAUGAACAUAGUGAUCUGAAUAGGAAGUAUAAAGUUAUGCAGAAACUGAAGGACUUGUACCCCGGCGUAUAUGAUAGACUGAUAAAUUUGUGUGAGCCAAUUCACUCAAAGUAUAAAAUAGCAUUAACCAAAGUAAUGGGUAAAUGGGUUGAUGCAAUUGUUGUGGACAAGGAGACAACUGCUCGUUUGUGCAUACAAUUUCUCAAAGCACAGAUGAUGCAACCUGAAGUUUUUUUGCCCUUGGAUUAUAUUGAGGUCAAACCUAUCCGAGAUGCCUUAAGGAGCAUAAAGGGAGCCUCUUUAGUUUAUGAUGUAAUAAGGUUUAAUCCUUCGGAGAUUAAAAAAGCAGUUGUGUUUGCUACUAAGAGUGUUUUGGUUUGUGAAACAGAUAAAGAAGCUUCACAAGUUGCCUAUGAAACAUACCCAGAUAGACAACUGGAUGUGGUUUCAUUGGAUGGCAUAUAUUAUCAAAAGAGUGGGCUAAUUUCGGGUGGAAUGAACCAUCUUGUGCAGAAAUCAAAGCAAUGGGAUGAGAAGCUACUGAACCAAUUGAAAGAGAGAAAGGAACAUCUCACUGAGAGCCUCAAAAGCUUAGCUAAGCAAAUACGCUUGGAAUCUGAGUCAAAUGUUUCUUUGGAAAUUAAGGGAUACAAUACAAGGAUUGCUGUUAUGAAGACUGACGUUGAGAAAACAAAAUCUAAGAUUGCUUCAGUUGACAUGACACUGCAUGAACUGCAGAUGAAGCUUCAAGAUUUGGAGCCACAAAUUACGGAAGCUGAGAGAGAGAUUCAAAUUCGUGAUGUCGAAAUAAAGAGGUUGGAUAGACAACUUCGGUUUAUAGAAGAUGAUGUUUUUGGCCAGUUUUGUCAGAACAUUGGUGUGGCGAACAUAAGGGCUUAUGAGGAAGGAGGGCUAAGGUCUCAAAAAGAAAGACUGGAAGCUCGCAUGGAGUUUGAAGAACGCAAGACUCGUAUUCAGAAUGAGAUUGAAUACCAAAAGACUGUGGAUACAGAGGCCAAUAUCAAACGGUGGAGCGAUGAAGUUGAGAUUCGUCUGGAAGCCUUGGCUAAAGCACAAAGGGCUAUUGAAGAACAUGACAGUUUUAUUGCAACUGACCAAAGUGAAUUAGAACAAUACAAAGAACAAGCUGCAAACCAGAAAAAAGAAGUUGCUUCUGCAAAACAAGCAAAACAUGAGCUGGAAAAAAUAAUGAAAUCAAAAUGCGAGGCUGUGCAUACUCUUCAACAAGAGCUUCUGUCGGUAGAAUCAGAAAUGGAAAGACUCAUUAAUGCACGCCGUUUGCUGCUCAUCGAUUGUAAAGCAGAAGGUAUUGUCAUACCGCUACUGCAGGGGGACUUGGAAUCUCUUGCUGCGGGUAGAUCAGAAUCCACGUCUGAAACUUCAAGCACUGCUUCAGACAUAGUUAUUGACUAUGGUGAUCUUCCUGAUAAUUUAAAAAAUAUUGAUGAGGAAAUAGUAAAGGAAAAUGAAGAAAAUCUAAAACAUGCAGUGCUUUCCCUACACAAGAAACUGGGUUCAUUGAAAGUGCCAAACUUGAGGGCAGAGGAAACACUUGAUGAGACUAGUAAAAAGUUAAGAGAAACAGCUGUUGAAUGCAAGGAAUCUCGUGAAAAGGCCAAACAAAUAGCAGAAAACUUUGAAAGGAUAAAAAGAAAACGGUUUGAUAAGUACAUGGACCUUCUUGAUUUUGUGUCAGAAAAAAUUGAUAGUAUUUACAAGGGAAUAACACAAUCGAACUCUGCUAUGGCAUUGAUAUCUGCUGAAAAUCCCGAGGAACCAUAUUUGAGUGGUGUGCGAUAUGAUUGUAUUGUACCAGGGAAGGCGUGUAAGCCAAUGGAAAUCCUGUCCGGGGGAGAAAAAACAAUUGCAUCUCUUGCUUUACUUUUGGCAAUUCAUCAGUAUGGAUCUACCCCAUGUCUUAUUUUAGAUGAGGUAGAUGCUGCUCUUGACAAUACAAAUAUUGGAAAGGUUGUAAGGUACCUAUCUCAAAUGAAAGAAAACUUCCAAACCAUUGCUGUUUCCCUGAGGGGAGAAUACUUUGGGGAAGUAGAUGGAUUAGUUGGUAUCACUAGGCAUUUACAGGAUGGAGAUCAACCCAAAAGCUUGGUCUUCCUGUUAGAUCUUGAAGUAUAUCCCAGGGAUGAAGAGUGAAGGGGAGAGGAAUUUCUUUUCAAGACAAAUUUUAAUUUUUUUCAAAAUUCAAUUUUUAUGAAUAUAUUUUAGUUUCUUUUAACACUUAGGUAGUUUUGUUAUGUACUUGCGAGUCUUUUUAGUUUUGUUUUACCCUGUGAUUUUGGUAUUCAUUUCUGAUGAAUACUUAAGUUGUUAAAAGCUGACAUUAAAAAUUGUUUUUUUUU